AUGGUGUUCGGCCGGAGUAAAUCAUCUUCGUCGACGACGCCGUCCGCGCCCUCAAAGGCGGCGGCCGCGUGCUCCGAGCUGCGCACCGCGUACCACGAGUGCUUCAACCGGUGGUAUUCGGAGAAGUUCGCCAAGGGGCAGUGGCAGAGGGACGACUGCGCCGACCACUGGCACAAGUACCGCGCCUGCCUCGAGGAACAUCUGGAAGACAAACAUCUGAGGCAAAUCCUACUGGAUGCAGAAACUUCCGCAUUUUAUGCCAGGCCUGAGGCUGACCCUCCCUCAGGACAAGGAACUACAAAAUGA
Miscanthus lutarioriparius is the source of this 306-nucleotide messenger RNA. The record is from the annotation of a GenBank genome assembly. NCBI's taxonomy places the organism in Eukaryota, Viridiplantae, Streptophyta, Magnoliopsida, Poales, Poaceae.